AUGUUCCCUCUUUCUCUCCCACUCCCUCAUGUUCCCUCUUUCUCUCUCCCACUCCCUCAUGUUCCCUCUUUCUCUCGCCCCCGUCCCCCCUCCCUUCAGGUGGGAUUGCUGCACUCGUCCCUCCAUUUCUUUCAAACUCACUGUGCCAUCAACCCGGGCAGCUCAGGCAGUCCCCUCGUGAACGAGUUUGGGGAGGUGCGUGCUGCUGUGUUAACCUGCUUCCCGUAUGUGCCAUAUGCUGCUUGCCUGCUCUCCCAUCAACCCGGGCAGCUCAGGCAGUCCCCUCGUGAACGAGUUUGGAGAGGUGGGUGUGUGCUGCACUCUCAAUCCUCUGCUGAGGUGUGUGUUGCUGUGUUAACAUGCUUCCCCUGUAUGUCACCUCCUGCUUGCUUGCCCUCCCAUCAACUCCGGGAGCUCAAGCAGUCCCCUUAUGAACAGAUCGACUCAAAACUCUGGUCGGAUGCUGAAGGAGUGGCGUUCGCAAUCCCCAUCAACCAUGUGAGGGAGUAG
Molecule: messenger RNA, 510 nt
Organism: Closterium sp. NIES-65
Lineage: Eukaryota; Viridiplantae; Streptophyta; Zygnematophyceae; Desmidiales; Closteriaceae
Source: the annotation of a GenBank genome assembly